AUGAAUCUAAUAAGCCAAGAACAAAACAAAGAGGAUAGGACAAUACAAAAAGAUAAUGAACUAUCACAAUCCUAUUCAUACUUUUCAGAGCUAAGAAAAAAAAUUAUUUUAAAAGAAAAAGAAAUUGCAGAGAGACGAAAUAAAGAAUUAAAAAGAGGACAUAAAAAUGAAACUAAUAAAGUUAUAUAUAGAACAUUUGAUGAAUUUUAUAAAUAUAAAAAAAAUUAUGAAGAUUAUGAAAGUAAAAUAAAAAAUGAAACAUGGAAAUCUUUAAAUAAAAGUCGAUACAAAGAAAGAGACAACAUAAAUAAUGAUAUAAAAUUGAUGCCUAUUGAAAAGAGUGAUGACAAAUAUUCAUAUUCCAAAUUUAAAAUGGAAAGAGCUGGAACAGUUAAACAAUUAAAAGAAUAUUUUCAACAAAUUCAAAAUGAAAAAUUACAAAAAAAAAAUCAAAGUCUACUUCGUAAAAGUAGUAGUAAAAAUUAUUCUACACCCUUAAGUGAUAAUAACAUAAUCAUAGAAAAAAAUGAAAAUGAUAUAAAACAGGAUGAAUCUAACCAAGUAGAAUUCCACACUGAACAGGAUAAUAUAAAUGAUUUAAGCAUAACUGAUUUAAAUAUAAAGACAGAUAGUAAUAAAGUUACUACAAAGAAUAUCGAUUUUUCAGGAAAUUCUAUUGUACUUAUUAAAAAAAAUAAUAACAAAUUCAAUGAUGAUCUAAAAAGAGAAAUAUCUAUUGAACGUGAAGAUACAAAUGAAGGGGGUAGUACAUUUGGAAGGGGAAGUACCUUUGAACGAGAAGACACAGAAGAAAUAAUUGAAGAUGAAAUAUAUAAUGAGGAUAUAGAAAAUAUGGAUAAAACUGAAAUAAAUUUAUUAUAUAAUUUAAUUAAUGAAAUGAAAAAAGGAUAUGAUAAUGAUGAAGAUUAUAUUUCUAAUUUAAUCGAAGAAUUACAUAAUUCAAAUAAAGGAUAUAUGGUUGAUAAAAUACUUCAUAUUUUAAAAAAAUUUGAUAAAAAUGGAAAACCAUAUCAAAUAUCUAAACUUUCUGCUGACUCAGAGGAAAGCAUAAUUCCAAAAGACCUGGAUAACCCACAACCAGCGGAAAAUACAAUUAUAGAAAAACGUGAAGAGUUUGAAAGUACCAUAUCUGAUCAGGUUGAUAAGGAUGAAGCUAACAAUACUGCAAAACUAAGCUUGAAUAGUGAACAUUUAGAAAGUGGAGAUGCCGAAAAAGGUGAAGAAAGAAGUGACGAAAAAAAAAAAGAGGACAAGGAUGAUAGCCAAUUCGAGUGGUUUUAUUCAAAUAUGGACGACAUUUGUAAAAGAGAAAUAAAUUCAAGUAUGGAUAAAAAUAUCAUUAAUGAUGAGACCAAAGAAUAUUCAAGUGAUAGUAGUGAAAAACAAAACUUAUUUCUAUGGCUAGAUAAUAAGCAUGUUGAAAAUGUUAUAAUUGAGGAAAGUCAGAUAGGGGAAGACACAAUUUAA
This is a messenger RNA of Plasmodium vinckei vinckei, 1488 nucleotides long. RefSeq names its product conserved Plasmodium protein, unknown function. The transcript has a single exon. The record is from RefSeq and is a predicted model, not a curated record. NCBI's taxonomy places the organism in Eukaryota, Apicomplexa, Aconoidasida, Haemosporida, Plasmodiidae. Bases 1 to 1488 code for a protein of 495 amino acids.